Enterospora canceri is the source of this 1032-nucleotide messenger RNA. Lineage: Eukaryota; Fungi; Microsporidia; Enterocytozoonidae. The record is from the annotation of a GenBank genome assembly.
AUGAUACAAUGCGGUGAAGAUGAGAAAUAUAAACAAAUCAAGACUGAAUACGAUAAGUUAAAAGAUGCUAAAACAAUGGGACCCACCAAAAAAUAUCUAGAGAAGCUGUUGAUAUUUCCUGAUGUUACAAGGGGCAGUGGUAAAGUGAAAAUUGAGACGAUGCACAUAGAUAAUUAUUGUGAUUGUACACACAGUGAACAACUUACAUUUGAUGAUGCAUAUACAAUGAGAGAUGAGAUACACAGCAUUAUUGUUAAUUUAGUGACAAAAUGCAACCCAGGUGAAAAAGGGCUGAAAAAGAACAUUAUUAACUUCUACAAAAAUGACAAGGUGACUGAAGAUGAUUUAAAGGCAACGAUAAAAGAACUAAAAGAGCAAGCAGAAAUAUCAAAAGCGGGGGAAUAUUUCUUGGAUUAUUUACUGUAUGAAGAAACAAUAAAGAUAACAACCAAAAUUGGAAGUGACUGCAAGUUAAAAGCUGAAGAAAGGUUAGAAAAACUGAAAAAGCAUGUCCAGAAACUACCAUAUGCUUCACAUUUUACAUGCGGAGAAGGUAUGGAUGUUACCACUGCUUACACAUAUUUUGUAUUUACAAUCGGAAAUGAACAGAUGAAGUCUGAAAUAAUUAAGGUAACAAGAAAAAAGAAUGAAGAACAAAUAAUACAAGACCUGGAAGAAUAUGUGGUAGAAAUACCCAAAGAAAUAACAGAGGUAAGGAAAGAAAAAGAAAGAAAAGAAGAAGCAAGAAAGCAAAAGAAGGCGAAGAAAGAAGAAGAAAGAAAGCAAAAGAAAGCAAAGAAAGAAGAAGAAAGAAAGCAAAAGAAAGCAAAGAAAGAAAAAGCAAAUGUGGAAGAAUCAAAGCAGGACACCACAAAGCAAGUCACAGUAAAAAAAGAGGAACCAAAGAAAACCAAAACAAUACUGAUCGUUGUAUCUGUUAUUGUGGGAAUUGUAAUAAUAUCGAUAGUGGCAGUAAUAUUGAUAAGGAAAAAGAAAGGGAGAAUCACAAAAAUGGUAGGGAAUAGUGAAUAA